Molecule: messenger RNA, 597 nt
Organism: Pseudomassariella vexata
Lineage: Eukaryota; Fungi; Ascomycota; Sordariomycetes; Amphisphaeriales; Pseudomassariaceae
Exons: 2
Coding region: 1-597 (198 amino acids)
Source: RefSeq, a predicted model, not a curated record
AUGGAUUCCAUAAAGCAGGGACACAGAGCUUGUUGGGCCCUUUGGUCGAAGGCUUCAUAUGCCCAGUACAUCCCCAAAAACAAGACACUCGGCAUUUCCAGCGCCGAAACCGUCGUGUACACCGUGAAAAAUCGCACUCUCCUCGAGAAAGCUAUUCGAUUCCUCAAGACCAACCACCGCAAUACUCAAGAGCCUCGCGAAGACCCACCGCUUACAGCGAACACAGUGAGAUGCCUCGGCCUAUUAGCCCUUCCACAGAGAGAGAAAACAGAGCUCCUGAAGGCGGUGAAAAGACUCCCGAAUUCUAACAAGGACCAACAGGAGUAUCUGGGCAUAGUUCAGCUCGCCAGAAAGACCGGUCGGGAGUAUCAAGCUCUUCCGCUCUGUGCGCCAGCCAAUCCCUACUGGCAGGUUACUCCGACCCAGUGGCAAUUGGAGAACCGUCAAUGGGACAUGGCGUAUCAACAGCACGGCUGGACAAAGCGUGAUUUGUGCUGGGAUCUACGGACGAAUUGCGGGAUCGAGGUUUGGCACGAACCUAAACCUGAUUUCUUGCCGGGAGACUCAGCCCCGUACUCGGUAUUCAGUAGACAGUAG